Messenger RNA from Aspergillus calidoustus, 834 nucleotides. The record is from the annotation of a GenBank genome assembly. NCBI's taxonomy places the organism in Eukaryota, Fungi, Ascomycota, Eurotiomycetes, Eurotiales, Aspergillaceae.
AUGUCCGUGAACGAGUCUCACCCCGGUCGAGGACUAGGCUCUGCCAUCCGGAACCUGUUCCGCGCCUCGUCGCCCUCGCUGCCUCGCCGUCGAGUCUCGCUACUCCUACGUCGAAGCCGGACGGUGUUUUCUAACAAGUACCCCAAACAGCGGCCAGACCGUGCCGCUUCCGAUCCAGAUCCGACUGCGAUGUUGGGCCUUUCCGAAGCGUCUCAUAACGUCAAGGGUGACAAUUUCGACAUCUUCGAGUGGUAUCCUCAUUACCAAGCCUGUCAGCGGUAUUUUUUAGAUUAUGCACAACACAGUAGGCCCGUCCAGGCGCUUUCUGCUUACUUGAAUAUCCGGCUUCCGUUUCAGCGACAACCGCACCCGAUAACGAACUCGUCCGACAACACAACCCCAGAAACCAGCGAUGGAUUGGCUUCCCACGGAUCUCCAGCGGCAUCGAAUACAUCUCCGUCGGUCUCUUUGGUACCUUACAUCCGUCGGCUUGUGGCAACCGGAAUGGAUUAUCCAGGCGUGCUACACGGGUUCUUCGGCGAUGAAUGGCAAUCUGGGGUAGGGCGCCUGCACGAGCAAGAACGCUGCAAUUAUCUGUUCGCGGCGAAGAGUGGAGGCUGGGCUUCGGUGAAGAAGGACUACGACAUUUCUCCGUUAGAGACUAUUCCCUUUCUACAGCCAUUACAAGGACCCUUGGACUCGGAAAUUGAAGCGGCCGAGAGAAGAUGGAGCGAUUGGCUUGCCAUGGAAGAUUGGAUGGUUGGACCUCGAGCGCCGGACGCUCUACAAGAGACAUCCUCUCAGUCAUCACGACCACGGAGCGCACGGGGGUAG